AUGACGAAAUCCAGUAUGUCAUUUGAAGAUCGUCGUGUAUGUCGACCAUUUUUAUUAAAUUGUUGUCCACAUGAAAUUCUAGCUGGAACAAGAGUGGAUUUAGGUGAAUGUGCAAAAGUACAUGAAUAUGCUUUACGUGCUGAUUAUGAACGAGCAGCAGCAAUACGUAAUUUAUAUUAUGAAAUUGAUGCAUUAGAAGUAUUAAAUCAAUUUGUUGCUGAAGCUGAUCGAAAAACUGAACAUGCAAAACGAAAACUUCGUGAAACACAAGAAGAAUUAGGUGAAGAAGCUGCACGAAAAAUGAAUUCAAUUCAUGAGUUAGGUGAACAAAUUGGUACAAAAUUAGCUAAAGCCGAAGAAUUAGGUGCUCAAGGUUUAGUUGAUGAAUCAAUGAAAUUAUUAGAUGAAGUUGAAGAAUUACGAAAAGCUAAAUCAGAUGCUGAACAAGAAUUUCGUGCAACAAUGCCAGCAUCAACAUAUCAACAACAAAAAUUACGUGUUUGUGAAGUAUGUUCAGCGUAUUUAGGUAUACAUGAUAAUGAUCGUCGUUUGGCUGAUCAUUUUGGUGGAAAAUUACAUUUGGGUUUUAUACAAAUACGUGAAAAAUUAGCUGAUUUAAAAAAACGUGUCAGUGAAUUUAAUGAAAAACGUGAAUUAGAAAGAAAAAUGCGUCGAAAUUCACCAUCAUCAAGAAAUGACCGUGAAGAAAGAGAUGGAAAUGAUCCGUAUAAUCGAGAUAAUCGUACAUCACAACGCAGUCGAAGUCGUAGUCGAUCGAAAAAAGUUUCGAGUAGAGAUAAAGAUCGACGACGAUCACGAUCAAGAUCUGGACAUCGUUCAUCAAAACAUUCACGUAGUUAUCGAUCGUCGCGUUCACGUUCACGAGAUAGAAGACGUCACAAACGUUCUCGAUCACGUUCUGGUUCGUCACGUCGUCAUCGUCGUUCUCGAUCUCGAACACCAUCAUCACGACGACAUCAUCGUCAUCGACAUGAUUCUCGAUCACCUGUACAUUCAUCAUCAAAUUCCAAACAAAAUGGUAAUAAUGAUAAUAAUCGUCGUACAGAUUCAACUACUACUACAACACAUGUUGAUGAUGAUGAAGAAACAACACGUAUCCUCGAAAAUAUUCAACGAAAGUUCGAUUUCGAAUUUCGUCUUACUUGUUAUUUAUUUAUUUGGUUAUCAAUUGCUCUUCUUACUAUUUUUCUUGCUUGGUAUCGUUACGGUUAUAGUAUCAUUCAACAAUUAUCUAAAACACCUUCAAAUCUUGAAACACAUGGUCGAUCACAUAUUCCAUUUGUUGAAUCAGGUGAUUAUGAAAUCGAUGAUGGAACUGGUGGUGGUGCUGGUACUAGUGGCGGUGGUAAUGGUUCAACAACUACACUUGCACACGGUAAUAUAAUAUCAUUAAAUCGUCAAACACAUCAAUAUCAUGAUGAUUCAAUGUGGACAACAAAUGUACCUGCUAAACGUGGUCGACGUCCAAAAUCAACUGCUGUUGUUAUAACAACUACAGGACAAGCAAUAGAACCUAAACGACGUGGUCGAAAACCAAAACAACAAUUAUCAUUAACAAAUAAAUCUUUAUCAUCAAUAGAUAAUGAUACUGAAUCAAAUGAUAUUCUAUCAGAAUCUACAGAUGAUAUUAAUCAAAAUCACCAACGACGUUCAACAACAGGAAUAAAAUCAAAUAAAAGAAUUAAAAUGGAAGAACAACAACACAUAACAGGUACAUAA
This is a messenger RNA of Rotaria sp. Silwood2, 1740 nucleotides long. NCBI's taxonomy places the organism in Eukaryota, Metazoa, Rotifera, Eurotatoria, Philodinida, Philodinidae. The record is from the annotation of a GenBank genome assembly.